AUGGCGCCCCCCGUGCUGCCGGACAGCACCACUGUGGUGCCAACAGAGACGCACGGGCUGCCCGGGGAGGACGACAAGAUAGUGAGGGAGCUGGACGUCUACCUGCUGCAGGGAGAGCUUGGGCAGGGCACACAGGCGAGACGGGCGGCGGCGGCGGCGGCGACCUUCCUGCUGCAGUUCCCGCUGCGCCCGCCCUGGCGCCCGUACCACACCGAUCGAGUUGGGCUGGAGAAUGUGAAGCUCAAGCCCAAGGUUAAAAAGCUGCAGUGUGAAGUGCCGCUGGAGACGAAUAGCCGCAAUUACAACGGCAAUGCGGAGCCCAGCAGGCACGCCGUGGCCGCCGCCGCCUGCCGCAGCGACGAUCCCGCGAAGAUCUCAGCCAUCACGCUGCAAAGCGCCCGGCUGGAGCAGCGCACCGCGUUUGCGGCGGGGUUUGUGGAGGAGGAUCGCCUCAUGCUGCUCCCAAUAGACGAGGCGCUACAGCUGCGGCCCUCGCUGGCCCACCUGGACAAGGAGAAGGAUCAGUCGGCGGCGCGGAAGAAGCAGGAUGGUGGGGAGGAGGAGGACCAGAAGCAGCCGGAGCUGCUGCAGCUGACGGUACAGGUGAAGCGGCGGGAGACGGAGCAGCAGGCGGAGGCGCGGCUCAAGUCGUAUGCGCACCUGGCGGAGCAGGAGAAGGCGGACCAGUGGGUGGCACUAGACUACCAUGGAGGCGCCUCGGACCUGGCCCAGACGGUGUGGUCCAAGCUGGUCAGCGCGGACAACAAGCCGGAUGUGGGGGUCACGCUGAGCAGGGAGCAGUACCUAGAUGCCAUAGUGCCAGGCUCCAGCUCGCUGCAAGGCCAGGAGCCGGCGAGCUGGGCGGGGGGAGGCACUGCGGGCAAGGAGUUUGGCAAGCCCGCGGCCGCGGGGGCGGCGGCGGCGGGCCGCGCCGCCGGCGGCGACGGCCAGCAGCAGGCGGGGGCGGCGGUGCCCGAGGAGGUGCAGCCCGCCAUCGUGGCAUGCACCAUGGUACUGCUCAAACAGGCGCAGGUCGUCAACAUCGACGCCAUCCGGGGCAUGCUGGCGCGGCAGGGCGGCGCCGCGGUCAAGGCGCUGGCCGAGGGCGCCUCGGAUGCGGCGCUGCACCAGGCCGUGCUGGCCAGCGGGGAGAUCACCCACCUGCGCAAAUCCUACUUUCCCACGCGGCUGGGCAACACGGCGCUGGACCCGCUGCGCGACGUGGUCAUCGAGCUGCUGCGAGAUCAGGAGCAGCUGAAGCGCAGCGACAUUGUGGAGGCGGCCAAGGCGCGGGGCAUCGGCGUCAGCGACGCGCUCUACUCGCGGGUGGUCAAGGAGCUGUGCAGCUCGCGGGGCAGCAUCUGGACGCUCAAGGGCUAG
Chlorella variabilis is the source of this 1380-nucleotide messenger RNA. RefSeq lists its product as hypothetical. The record is from RefSeq and is a predicted model, not a curated record. Gene Ontology annotation, biological process: DNA-templated transcription. Bases 1 to 1380 code for a protein of 459 amino acids. Gene Ontology annotation, cellular component: nucleus; RNA polymerase III complex. Lineage: Eukaryota; Viridiplantae; Chlorophyta; Trebouxiophyceae; Chlorellales; Chlorellaceae. The transcript has 11 exons.